AUGGACUUUGCUAGACUGUCAGUCCACAUGCAACAAGUUGAGGAGAAGAAGAAGAAGACAGCCGAAUCUAGGAAAAAGAAUAGGCAGGCAAAGAGAGCCAGAGCAAUAGACCAGAGUCAUAGUCAGCAACAUAGCGGUAAUUGGGACAGAAAAUGGAGAUGCGGGAGGAAUCAUUCAGAGAGAUGUCAGUUUGGUGCUUUGGUGUGUUAUUCAUGCGGCCAGCCAGGCCAUAUCCAGAGAGACUGUCCGGCAGCAAAGAGUAAUGUUGGAGGAGCCAAGUCCCAGGUGAAUUCAUCUACACCACCACCUCAGAAGGGUGCUGCUUUAGCCAUUGGAAACGGUCGAAACCGGUUGUAUGCUUUGACCAAUCGCCAGGAGGCAGAGGCCUCACCAGAUGUAGUCACCGGUAUAUUGCAAAUAUUUUCUCGUGAUGUGUAUAUCAUGUAUCUAAAAAGAUUUGAUGUUCAGGCAAGAUCUUCUGUCUUGACUGAGGGCUAUAUGGACAAAGCUCGUCCAAUUUUUGGGAUUCAGACCCGGUCAAGAGUCGUGACAUCUGACUGUCCUCGAGGGGUUCCACCUGUUCCUACUAACCCUACUUUUGGGGGUGACACUUCUCCUCAAUCACCUCAAAAUGUUGGGUUCCAUCACUUCUUUUCUAUGUUGGCUCAGGUUGGUGGAAAGUGGUCCAAGAAAAAGUAUUGGGUGGGUCCUAACUUCCAUUCCGCAGCUAGUGCUCCUUACCCAAACCCAUUUAAUGCUCAUAGGGCAUAA
This is a messenger RNA of Capsicum annuum, 771 nucleotides long. RefSeq lists its product as uncharacterized. Gene Ontology annotation, molecular function: zinc ion binding; nucleic acid binding. The record is from RefSeq and is a predicted model, not a curated record. Lineage: Eukaryota; Viridiplantae; Streptophyta; Magnoliopsida; Solanales; Solanaceae. The transcript is spliced from 3 exons. The coding region runs from base 1 to 771 and encodes 256 amino acids.